UGGGUCUCGCCGAUAUGCCGAUGGAAAUCAUCCUGCACAUAAUGAGCUUUGCGCGGUGGAACAAGCAUCGCCCUGAUUAUCGGAGCAUCAAGGUAUGGGACGUAAACCGUUGCUCAAAAGGGGACUCGCUGAGUGCAUUUCCCUAAAAUCUCGCGAUGUGGCCCCUUGCAUGUUGGCGUAUGUGCAAUAUAGUUGUGGUCGCUUACCUGCAAGUCUCUCUCGUCUUGUGCUCAAGUGAUACUUUUCUCGCAUGUGAUCAUUCGCCGUAUCAAAACCAUACGGGCGUUGAAGCGCGUGGUGACUGGGAAUGGAAAGAGUGCUGGAUACUUCAAGGACCGAGUCAGAGUGUUAGAAAUCUAUGCUAAAGACGAGUUGGGCGCGGAUGCCAUUCACUUACACGACAUCGCUCAAUUACUUCCAUUGUGAGUGAUUGGUGAAUUCCCAUCCUCACACUUCAAGCUGGCUUUAAUCUAGUGCUCUUCCUUGGAUGAUUAGGCUAACCCACCUUCGGCAUGUUGCCCUGGACCUUGAUCGGUUCUACGCAUUUUUGCCCGUCUCGCUGCCCCUGCUUCGGCAUACCAGCGAGACCCUCACUUCUCUCACCGUGAAACCCUCUUGCGGCUGGACACUUCUGCAGAUCCUCGAGCGUUUCCCAUCCGUCCGACGCAUUCAUUAUGUCGAUCAAUUCCCAAAUAGCUCAUCUCUUCUGAAUUACCGUCCUCCCUGUCCAGUCGCUUUUGAGCAAAUCAUCUUCACCUCCGUUUCACGCCAUGGAUUCAGACCUCUUCAUUGGCUCGUUUCCAAUCCAGACCUGAAACUGGAGCUACUCGAAAUUGGAAGCACCUUGCCCGAUGGCGUGUUUUUUGAUUUGAUCAUAUCCAAAGUUGGUCCGCACCUCCGGCGACUGCACUUAUACGAAAUAAACGACUCUUGCAUCAUGUAUCUAAACAAGUGCGAGGUUCUCGAAGAGCUCGUCGCAGGCUGUUCCACUCCCGAGUACGACUGGAUUCCUCUCCUGCAAAUCCUGCGAUCGGUCCCCGUCCGACGGUUGAAGCUUGUCGGCCAGUCUAUCUUCCCACUAGAUGAUUCUUUCCCAGGCAUUUUUGAAAUGCUCAAGAAUCUCCCUUGUAUUGAUAUGGUGACCUUUGCUGGUGACGACAACCUCUCAUGUGCGUUUGAAACGCCGGAGAUGGAGCGCCAUUGGGUAAAAAUGUGCCGAGCAGCUGGAAUUGAACUGAAUCUUUGGCACAUCCGGGAUUGUCACGAGAAGCAGUACUGCAUGGAGAGUGAGGAAGUUGGUACAUCAUGGGGAAUGAUCCGCCCCAGCUUCGGCACACUCACUGCUCCCCAGUGGUAGGGGCAUGCGUCCCGCACGGUAGGAUAUAAAACUAAACAUUUCUGACUUCGUGUUGUGUCUAGAUGCGGCGCACCAUCGAUCUUCCGAGAUCUUUCAUUACUCAUCUUAUCCUUGCAUAAAGCUUUGUAACACCUUGUUUCUUCCACUUCACUUCAUUCCACACGUGUAUGUGUAAUAUUGUACACCCCUUCUCCCUCGUGUUGUUCUUUCGUAUAAUUUCC
Molecule: messenger RNA, 1578 nt
Organism: Cantharellus anzutake
Lineage: Eukaryota; Fungi; Basidiomycota; Agaricomycetes; Cantharellales; Hydnaceae
Exons: 2
Coding region: 488-1357 (289 amino acids)
Source: RefSeq, a predicted model, not a curated record